GAAGAGGAGGGGAAGAAGAAGGGCUGUUUCUUUUUCUUCCGAACGGAUGAAUCACCGCCGCGCCGCUUCCGUCCCAUUGAUCCCCGCUUGAGAAGGGAGGGGCACUGGAACCCUCGCGGCGCCAAGGUUCGGAGCGCGGAACGCUGGCUGCCGCGGCGUUCCAUCCGGCGGCGGGUGGGCAGAGCUGCUCUUCCGAAGGGACUUGCCUCAGCUUCUCUACCUCCUAGCUGUCUUGGAAUACUGAGAUGGAGCAAUUGGUGCACCCUGAUUUGGAGCCCCUGAGCCAAGAUUUGGCGCCCCUGAGCCAAGAGACCUUCCAAGAGCUCUGGAGUUAUGUCCAGGACCCUAACUUAGACAUCAACUUGGAUCUGCCUGACAGCAUGGAACCCCCUGCCGUGCCUUUCCUGGAGGAGGUCAGCGGGGCAGGGGAAGGCAGCAACGAUUCGGCAGUCACCAUCACCUCCUCCACCGUCCCUUCCACCGAAGACUACCCCGGCGAGCACAUCUUUGAGCUGGCCUUUGAGCUGUCUGGGACGGCCAAAUCCGUCACUUGCACCUACUCACCGGUUCUGAACAAGCUGUUUUGCCAGAUUGGGAAGACAUGUCCAGUCCUCAUUAAGGUGGCCACCCCACCUCCUCCUGGUGCUGUCAUCCGCACCACAGCUGUCUAUAAGAAGUCUGAGCAUGUCGCGGAGGUGGUGAAGCGUUGCCCGCACCAUGAACGGGCCCCGGAGAACAGCGAUGCAGGUUUUGCCCCUGCUCAGCACCUGAUCCGGGUGGAAGGAAACCAGCAGGCCCAGUACGCCUCUGACAGGAACACCAAGCGCCACAGCGUCACCAUUCCUUACGAGACGCCCCAGGUUAUCAGACGGCCAGGGCGGCGGGCAGGGAAGGUGGGGACAUAUUGCACCACUGUCCUGUAUAAUUUCAUGUGCAAUAGCUCCUGCAUGGGAGGCAUGAACCGGCGUGCCAUCUUGACCAUCAUCACCCUGGAGACCCAGCAGGGUCAGCUCCUUGGACGCCGCUGCUUUGAAGUCCGGGUCUGUGCUUGCCCCGGACGGGACCGAAAGACAGAGGAGCAGAACUUCCAGAAAGUGGCUGUUAGUGGCGGAAAGGCCAAAAGGGCCCUAGGAAUGCGGAAACCCAAGAGUUUGGGGGCCAGGAGUAGAUCUGGGCAAAAAGGAGGAGGAGCCUUGGCUCUCCCUCAAAGUGCCAGUUCUGAAAACUCUAAGAAGCGCAUUGUGGAAUCCCACAACAACAACAGCAGCAGCAAUGCAGAAAACGGAGCUUACACUCUGAAGAUCCGUGAUCGUGCGCUCUUCCUAAUGCUGAAGAACAUAAAGGAAGCCGUUGAAUUCCGAGACGCAAAGAUGCGCGGGGAGCCGGAGAGUCAGAAGCCAGCCAAAGGGCUCCUGAAAACUCGAAAGCAAGGAACUGCGCCAUCUCCAUCGAAUCAGAAGAAGCUGAUAGUGAAGGAUGAGGCAGAAGAUUCCGACUAGUGGUUCUCCCUCUGCCCCUCCCCUGGCUAGCCAGGGAUUUGCCUCCCUCCCUAACCCCCACCUUUUUAUAUAUAUAUAUUAUUUUUUUUACAGUUUUGUCUUUCUAGAGUAGGGAUUCUGAGGCUUCACUCUUUAUGAACGCCUCCUGCUAACGCAGCUGCCUGCAUGACUGUGAUUGGCUGGGGCCAGAGCAGUUGAGCACCAAUCAAGUCUUUCUUGACGGCUGCUGUGGAGGGGCGGCCCUUUCUGUUGCCCCGCAUGGUUAGGGAGCUCAGCAAUACAAUGGUUGGGAACUAGCCCAGUUCUCGAAACUUGACAGGACACUGCCAGUUACUGUAGGCCAUCUCCCAGACCCUUUCCUGAAACAGCAGGCUGAGACUGGAGGAAAGGAGAGAGAGACAGUAGGCCAGCCUCUGGAGCGAGUCCCCUUGUCUCUUACAGAUCCUGUAAGAUUCCUGCUGGAUGAGGCCACGGGCUUGUCCAGUAUCCAGUAAGGGGUUUCUGGGCAAAUAGUAAUCAGAGGUACACUGCCUUUGAGCAUGGAAGCUCCGUCAAGGCUGCCAGCAGGCAACUCCUGCCCAUUCUCCAUUCUGCACACACCCCAAUCCUGAGCCGGCCCUGACAGAUAAAGAGAGCCAUCCCUAAGACUUUUCUCCUUCCUUCUCCCCCACCCAAAAAUGUUGAAUUCUGGGCCAAGUGCAAAGGAUGCCUUUGAAGUUUAAUUUUCAUACUGCUGCUGAUUUGCAUAUACUUUAUUCAGCUUCUGCUCCAGAGGGGCUAAGGAACUGCUGUGCCCCCUCACUUGUGGGAUGAGGGCUUCGCUUUGCAGAGGUGUCUCCCCCUCCCCCCACAGCAGACCCCAAAUUAGGUUCAGUGUUAGGUAGAGAAUGUGGAGUGGAAUCGCCUAGCUAGAUUCCACAGGGUUACAGGUGAGAGUAGCCUUUGCCAGCCGGGAUUACAACUCCCAUCAACCCCAGCCAACACAGCGGGCUGGGGCUGAUGGGAGUUGUAGUCCAAAACAUCUGGAGGGCACCAGGUUGGCCAAGGCUGGGGUUGGGCUUUUUCCAGAGGGGUGGGUGAAGAAAAUGACUGUAAAGGAAGGCUGCUUCAGGGCUGGUCCCUAGGGGGCGGGGCAGCAACACCAACCUCUUUCUCUUUCCCCUGCCCUCAAGUAAGAGUUUUUAUCAUGUGUUAACCCCCUUCCCACCUGAAUUAUCCAGUGCAUUAGUGCAGUCUUCCCCCCUCCUUGUUUCAUGCCCGAGGAACGCAUUUUCUUCUAAUUUAGCAAAGCCUCCUCCUUGUUUGCACAUUCCCAACCAUGUGGAUCACCUGAUUAAUUGCUUUUUGUAUGCUUUGAUUUUUCCUCGUGCAAAAUGUUGCAGUCACUAUUUUUUUUUUACUGAAUAAAGCAUACCUUGGUAUUUUU
Molecule: messenger RNA, 2925 nt
Organism: Rhineura floridana
Lineage: Eukaryota; Metazoa; Chordata; Lepidosauria; Squamata; Rhineuridae
Gene: TP53
Product: tumor protein p53
Exons: 11
Coding region: 246-1499 (417 amino acids)
Biological process (GO): apoptotic process; protein tetramerization; regulation of transcription by RNA polymerase II
Cellular component (GO): nucleus
Molecular function (GO): protein binding; RNA polymerase II cis-regulatory region sequence-specific DNA binding; DNA-binding transcription factor activity, RNA polymerase II-specific
Source: RefSeq, a predicted model, not a curated record